Messenger RNA from Hemiscyllium ocellatum (epaulette shark), 1179 nucleotides. Its product is annotated as pepsin A-like. Gene Ontology annotation, molecular function: aspartic-type endopeptidase activity. The transcript has 9 exons. Gene Ontology annotation, biological process: proteolysis. Lineage: Eukaryota; Metazoa; Chordata; Chondrichthyes; Orectolobiformes; Hemiscylliidae. The coding region runs from base 1 to 1179 and encodes 392 amino acids. The record is from RefSeq and is a predicted model, not a curated record.
AUGAAGUGGCUGCUCAUUGCACUCGCUUGUAUUCAGCUCUCUGAGUGCAUGGUGAGAGUGAAACUAUUUAAGGGUAAAUCUGUCCGUGACAUCUUGGAAGAACGUGGUUUACUUGAGGAUUUUCUAAAGGAAAACACCUACAAUCUGUAUUCAAAAUACCUGGGACCAUUCCAGACGGACUCAUUAGCUGCGAAAGAACCACUAACAAACUACCUGGAUCUGUCAUACUUUGGAACGAUCAGCAUUGGGACUCCACCUCAGAGUUUCAUCGUUAUCUUCGAUACUGGCUCUUCAAAUCUUUGGGUUCCCUCAGGUUACUGUACCAGUGCAGCAUGCAAUGAUCAUCGCAAGUUUAAUCCACAAGCCUCCUCAACAUUCCAGCUUUCAAACAAGUAUGUUUCCAUUCAAUAUGGUACAGGCAGCAUGACUGGCGUAUUGGGAUAUGAUACAGUCAGAGUAUCCAGCAUUGAUAUCACCCACCAGGAGUUUGGUUUGAGUACAAGUGAGCCAGGAACUUUCCUUUACUAUGCUAAGUUUGAUGGAAUUCUGGGAUUGGCAUAUCCAAACAUUGCUGCAUCGGCUGCCACCACUGUCUUCGAUAACAUGAUGUCUGAACAUCUAGUGACACAGCCUCUGUUCGCUUUUUACCUGACCAGGCAGGAUGGUCAGUCUGGAAGUGAAGUUGUAUUUGGCGGAGUCGAUCCAAACCAUUACACAGGUGAAAUUAACUGGGUCCCUGUAACUCAGAAAGGAUACUGGCAAAUCCUGGUGGAUAGUGUGAAAAUCAAUGGCCAGAUCGUGGCUUGUCACGGAGGCUGCCAGGCUAUCGUCGAUACUGGAACCUCUCUGAUUGUUGGCCCCAGCUCACCCAUCCAGACAAUUCAGAACAUGAUUGGUGCACGUUUAGAAUCUUAUUCCACGUAUGUUGUGGACUGUAGAAUGUUGCCCAGUAUGCCUUAUGUGACGUUCACCAUCAACGGAAUUGACUACCCUCUUUCUCCAUCUGCUUAUGUGCUCCAGAGAAAUAUCAAUGGUGCAGAAAGUUGUAUGAGUGGAUUUAGCAGCAUGGCUCUUCCUGUCUCUGAACAGCUCUGGAUUCUUGGGGAUGUCUUCAUUGGAGUCUACUAUUCCAUUUUUGACCGCGGAAACAACCGAGUGGGCCUAGCCAGGGCCGUCUAA